AACGGCUCGCCUAGAGGAAGAGUCCGACCGAGUAGGGGGAUCCGGCAAGGAGACCCACUCUCACCUUACCUAUUCAUUUUGUGUAGUGAGGUGCUCUCGGGAUUGUGUAACAGAGCACAAGAGGAUGGUUCUUUAAACGGGAUCCGAGUUGCUCGAGGUAGCCAUUUCAUAAACCAUCUAUUGUUUGCGGAUGACACUAUGUUCUUCCUCCAAUCCGAUAAGACAAGCAGAGAAGCGUUAAAAGGAAUUUUAAAACGCUACGAAGCAGCGUCCGGACAGCUGAUCAACGCUGAGAAAUCGGCAAUUACGUUUUCCAGCAUGACUCUAAGCUCUCUUAGACAUGCAGUAAAGAAUGACCUACAGAUUCAAAAAGAGGGGAGAACCGGGAAAUAUUUGGGCUUGCCCGAACACUUCGGGAGGAGGAAAAAAGACUUAUUCGCUGGAAUAGUUGAUAGGAUAAAACAGAAGGCAAGUGGCUGGUCGAACCGCUUUCUUUCCUCAGUUGGAAAGCUUGUAAUGCUGAAAAGCGUCCUCUCUCCCAUCCCUUCACAUUCCAUGACCUGCUUCAAGUUACCUAAGUUGCUCACAAAAAGGAUUCAAUCUGCAGUAACAAGGUUUUUAUGGGAUGAUAGAACGGGAAAGAAAAAGAUGGCAUGGGUAGCUUGGGAUAAGCUGGCUCAACCGAAAGGAAAGGGGGGUUUAGGGCUAAGAGACUUUGAAAGCUUUAAUGAUACCUUCUAAGGGAAACUCAGCUGGAGAAUUUUAAACAACCCUCAAGGCCUCCUCAGUUGUGUCUUACUUGGAAAAUAUUACGUGGAGAGAAAGUUUCUUGAUUGCCCAAAUAAAUCGUCGGAAUCUCAUGGAUGGAAAAGCAUUCUAAUCGGGCGGGACCUAAUAAAGAGUAAAUCAGGAUGGCUGGUGGGAAAUGGCGCACAAAUAGACCUCUGGACUGACCCCUGGCUUAAUAUAAGCCAACAGAAAAGACUUAUGGGGCCACCAUCGGAGAGAUCGAUGAACCUCAAAGUCUCAUGCCUGAUCAACCGAGACGGCAACGACUGGGACCUGGACAAGAUCAGAGAAAUAUGUCCAUUUGCUGAGAGACAAAUUCUGAAGAUAAAAAUCAGUAGACCAGGGGCUCUUGAUAAACUCUGCUGGAUGGGAACAAAGGAUGUAGAAUUCUCAACGAAAUCAGGCUAUCAUGCCGCCUUUGCGGAUUCAAAUGAUGCGGGAAGAUUCGAACAGGCGGGUAACUGGAACCAAGAAGUUUGGAACUUGCGCACUGCACCUAAGAUUAAGAUGCUAAUCUGGAAAGCACUGAGAGGAGCUCUACCUAUGGGUACAAGACUGGAGGAGCGACAUAUCACAGCAGACCCAAAAUGUAAGCGCUGUGGACACCCAUAAUGUAUCACUCAUCUAUUUUUUCAAUGUGAGUUUAUAAAGACUGUCUGGCAAACAGUCCCGUUUGUAGAGGAACUGGAUAGUAGAGGAAUGAUAGAAUUGAGGGAACUCUGAAAUUAUGUGAAGACCAAGCCAUGCCUACCAUCGACUGGAAUUACAAAUGGACACCUAGCACCAUGGAUUAUGUGGGAGAUAUGGAUUGCUAGGAACAAACUGGUGUUCUCUAAUUUAAGAGGUGAAACAAGGGAGUCCCUGGCCAGAGCUAUUCGUAUGGCACAGAAGUGGCAAGAUGGCCAAAUUAAAGAGAUACAAGCUCGCCACACAGUUCAACCCAAAGCAAUCAUAGAUACUGGAACGACCCUUCGAACGGAUGCUGCAUGGAAUGAGGAAAGCUCUCGAGCAGGGCUCAGAUGGAUCUUAGCGCAAAAAAAAGCUACUUCUAGCUUGGCUAUGAAUGCAGAAAACGUACCUUCACCACUGAUGGCAGAAGGAUUGGCGGGAAGCUUUGCAGAAGAGUAUGGAGCUGAGAAUCAAGGCGCUAAACGUGGAAUCGAACUCUAAAAACCUCAUUGCCAGCAUCACCAACAACAGCUCAGUCCCCGAGCUUUAUGGAAUUGUGGCGGAUAUCCUGUCGAUCUCUUAUUUUUUUUAUUAUGUCUCCUUUAAAUGGAUCCCUAGAGAGGCAAACUAUUCAGCUGAUCUUGUUGCAAAACAGAUGUUUGUAUUAAAUGAGGCUUUAAUGACCUCCACCUAACAAUAAAUGAAUGAAUGAAGUUUGUGUUUCAAAAAAAAAGUGAAUUAUUUUUAUGAUUAACUAUUUUUUUUACAAUUGUUAUUCAAUCAAAAUUAAUUAACACAAUUAGUUUCUUUUUAUUUCAAAAUUUACAAUUUAUUAUUAUUAUCUAAUAAAAAAUACAUUAAAAUGUAAAAAAAUAGUUUUUUUUUUCUUUCUAAAACAUAGACCAUUUUGAAAGAAAAAGAGUAUUAGAUAAUUAGAAAAUUAAGUGUAUAUAUCUCUAUACAAGUCUAUGCAUAUUGUAAUUUAUUAUUUCCUUAGUUCCUUACUCUCAUUAAUUUAGUAUCAUUUCAUUUAGCCCACUUUUGUGAUGGGAUAUUGUCAGGUGUUGUAAAGAUUAUACUUGAGAGAUUCCCAGACCUAGCUAGGGAGGAAGCUUGGCCUGUCCAAGGCGGCUCGCUAUCAUCGCUAUUGCAUCAUGCGUGUGAUAGAGGAGACCUUGAACUGACAAGAAUAUUGUUAGGGCUCGAUCAAAGACUAGAGGAAGCUCUUAACACCAACGGUUUAUCACCUCUGCACCUGGCGGUCCUCAGAGGCUCGGUUGUAAUCCUGGAGGAGUUCAUAAACAAGGCUCCAUUAUCUUUCUUGUCUCACACGCCAUCAAAAGAGACAGUCUUUCAUCUUGCUGCACGAAAUAAAAACAUGGAUGCCUUUGUUUUCAUGGCAGAGCGUUUGGGCAGUAACAGCCAGUUUCUUUUGCAGAAAACAGAUGAAAAUGGCAACACUGUCUUACAUACUGCUGCUUCCGUGGCUUGUGGUGCUCCGCUUAUUCGUUACAUCAUUGCUAUGAAGAUAGUAGAUAUCAGCAACAAAAACAAGAUGGGUUUUGCAGCUUAUCACCUUCUCCCCCAUGAUGCUCAAGACUUUGAGUUGUUAUCAAGUUGGCUGAGGUUUGACACCGAGACUUCAGACGAGCUGGAUUCUGAUGUAGUUGAAAUAUACUUAGACGCCUCUAGUCCAGUGAAACCAUUACGGUCACGCUUUGAAUCUUCAGAUACCCGCAAAAACUCUCAUGAGGACGAGGUAAUAAAGUUGCUGAAUCUAAUCGGACUAAACACAUCAGAGAUGGUAGAGAGAAAGACACGCAAGGCACAUGGAGUGAAAAAAGGUAGUGAAAACUUGGAAUAUGACAUGUACAUAGAAGCGUUACAAAACGCAAGAAACACGAUUACUAUAGUAGCAGUAUUGAUCGCUUCAGUUGCUUAUGCCGGUGGGAUAAACCCUCCAGGCGGCGUCUACCAAGACGGGCCAUGGAGAGGCAAAUCCAUAGUGGGGAAAACGACAGCGUUUAAAGUCUUUGCGAUAUGCAACAACAUAGCACUGUUCACGUCCUUGGCCAUUGUUAUUCUUCUCGUUAGCAUCAUACCUUACAAAAGGAAACCCUUGAAGAAGUUACUGGUGGCCACACAUAGAAUGAUGUGGGUUUCUAUUGGGUUCAUGGCCACUGCUUAUGUUGCAGCGUCCUGGGUGACUAUACCACAUUACCAUGGAACACGAUGGUUGUUUCCAGCUAUUGUCGCAGUUGCUGGUGGAGCGUUGGCUGUGCUGUUUUCAUAUCUUGGUGUUGAAGCCAUUGGUCAUUGGUUUAAGAAGAAGGCUCGGGUAGGAGUUAUACCUUCCUUUGCAAGGACCAAUUCAGAUUUGGCCAUAUCUGGAAAAUCUGGUUAUUUUGCUUAUUGAGAAUGUUGGUUAAUUCUUUCUUUAUUUCAGACAUUUGUGAUUCAUGUUUUGUUCUUAAGAUCAGUGAGUAACUUUCUCGUUUAAACAUUCUCCUAUUGUUCAGCUGAUGAGGUCACUCCAUGAGAUUCAAAGUAACAUGUAACUAAACCAGUGAUGUUUUAAAUUAUUUAUAAAGUAUAUUAAUAAAUAUUAUUGAUAUAUUUAAUUGUAGCUUAAAGUUAAUAAACUUUUUGGUAAAAUUUUAAAUAAAUUUAAU
Brassica napus (rape) is the source of this 4130-nucleotide messenger RNA. RefSeq names its product ankyrin repeat-containing protein NPR4-like. Lineage: Eukaryota; Viridiplantae; Streptophyta; Magnoliopsida; Brassicales; Brassicaceae. Bases 2837 to 3874 code for a protein of 345 amino acids. Gene Ontology annotation, cellular component: plasma membrane. The transcript has 2 exons. The record is from RefSeq and is a predicted model, not a curated record. Gene Ontology annotation, molecular function: protein phosphatase 1 binding; protein phosphatase regulator activity.